Molecule: messenger RNA, 1929 nt
Organism: Ilex paraguariensis (yerba mate)
Lineage: Eukaryota; Viridiplantae; Streptophyta; Magnoliopsida; Aquifoliales; Aquifoliaceae
Source: the annotation of a GenBank genome assembly
CCUCUCUCUCUCUCUCUGUCUCUCAUUAAUCUCCACACACCCCCUCAAAACUCAGUCCUCAAAUUGACCUUUCUGUUACACACAGCUACUCUAGGGUUUAGGAAUCCCAAUUUCAUGGACUUAUGCCUUCCUUGACACCGCCAACCAAUGUCUCACAUCAAGCGCAAACUUGACGAUUAUGCCCCCACCGACGACGAGGACGACGUUUCAUCGGACUUAGUUUCCGUCAGGAUGCGCAAAGACCAACCCAACGCCGUCAACUCCACAUCCAAUAACAGCCUCUCUCCACCCAACCACCCCUUCUACCCUAGGGUUUCCGAUGCUCAAUGUUCUACUUCGACACACCCUGGGUCAACUCGCUCACUUACUCGCCUCCAAUUCUUUGUCCGCUUGAUCUCCGAUGGCAACUCUCUUGUCCUCCACGGCAGUUCCGAUGACACAGUGCAAUCAAUUCACGAGAAAAUCCAAUCCAUCACCGGAAUUCCGAUCAUCGAGCAGCGGUUAAUUUAUAGGGGAAAACAGCUGCAGAGUGAACAAACUUUGUCCGAAUGUUCGAUCCAAAACGACGCCGGACUUCAAUUAGUCGGUCGCUUGCGGUCCACCAAACACCCUCAAGCUUGGCAAGUCAUCAACGAGAUGGUCUCAUUAAUUUGCAGACUCUGUAAGGGCGAGUCGACCAGGGGACAAUCCAAAAACGUAAAAUCAAGAGUAAUGGAGUUCCUCACAAUGACGCCGCGGAAUGAUAAUGAACAAGCGGCCGGACAUCUCCAAAUUUUUACGUCUUCUUGCGCCCCAGAAGCUCUGGUAAUGCUCUAUAUGUCCCCGCUUAAAGAUAAUAAAGAUAUCGCUGAUGAGGCAAUUCGGCACUUUAUUAAUUCUAGUAAAACUGUUUUGCCAAAAUCUAUACAUUCGCAAUUUGCGCCGAUACUUUUAGAGUUUUGUAAAUUGUUAAGUAGAGCUGGUCAUGAAGAUCGUUUGUAUAAUUUAUGUCGGAGUAGUUUGGGUUCGAUGGUGGAGUACAUUGGACUCGGUCGUGGGUCCAAAAAUGGGGGUGAGAGUAGUAAGUGUUUGAUUGCUGUUCAAGAGAUUUUUCCGUUUAUUAGUGAAUUAGCUGCAAGGUUGUCCAGUGAUUUAGUGUCGACUAUGGAAUAUGAUUUAACUGUCCGGCAGCCAUUGAGCGAUGUUAAGGAUUUCACUGCUUUUUUGUUAGCACUAAGAACUGCGAUAAUGGAAGAGCAAGUGGGGGGUCCCAUUGAAAUCCCAAUUCGUGAAGGUGUUUACAAUGUAAUGUGUUACAGGGAAGAGACCGAAUAUCUACAUGGGAUUUUUGUUGAUCUGUUGGAGAAAAUGGAACAAUGUUUGCAGAAGAUGGAGGAGUGUUUGGCUGUGAAAGAGAAAGUAGAAAGUGAAAGUCUUCGCCUUGGGUGGUGCCAGUAUCUUGCAAUAUUGAAAGAAUUGAAUUGUAUUUCAAAACUUUAUGGAGGUGCAGAGGAGCUGUUUUGGACGAAAUUGAGCUGUAGAAAAGAUUCUGUGUGUUUUCUUAUCGUCAGAUAUGCGAAGAGGAGUGACGAUCAUCAGUGGAUUCUUGAGCACAAAGAUGUGACUAAUUUCAAAGCGAGAAGGCAUUUAGCAAUGAUGAUACUUCCAGAAGUGAAGGAUGAGUACGAGGAGCUGCAUGAGAUGCUCAUCGACAGAUCACAAUUGUUAGCAGAAUCGUUUGAGUAUAUUGCACAUGCAGAUCUCGAUGCAUUGCGUGGUGGUUUGUUCAUGGAGUUCAAAAAUGAGGAAGCUACUGGGCCUGGAGUAUUGCGAGAGUGGUUUUUUUUGGUAUGCCAAGCCAUAUUCAAUCCUCAGAAUGCCCUCUUUGUAGCUUGCCCGAAUGAUCGUAGAAGAUUCUUUCCUAAUCCAGGUAAGCUCUCAGUGCUUUAA